GAAACGCACACUUGUGUCUAUCAGAGCAAUAACAACGGCGAGCAAACCCUUCCCCGAAUAAUUGCCCCUAUAACACAUAUCGCAGUUACAUCUCCACCCGAUCCUAAUGAAGAAGCUUCGGCCUGACUGACUGGGAGAUGGGAGUACAAAACAUAACAGACCAGACUCCACUGGUCCAGGCUAUAUUUAGCCGAAAUGCAGAAGAAGUGAAGUUUUUGUUGCACAAGAAUGAAGAAGUCAAUGCACUGGACCAAGAACGCCGUACCCCCUUACAUGCUGCUGCGUGUUUGGGCGACGUUCACAUUAUGGACCUUCUCAUUAAUUCAGGUGCUAGUAUUAACGCUAAGGACCAAGGCUGGCAGACUCCCCUGCAUCGGGCAGCUGCCUCACAGAACGAAAAGGCCGUGGGGCUGCUGCUGAGACAGGAUGCGGAGGUCAAUGCCCGGGAUAAAUUCUGGCAGACGCCGUUGCAUGUGGCUGCGGCCAACCGGGCCACACGCUGCGCUGAGGCUCUCAUCCCCAAGCUGAGUAGCCUGAACGUGGCGGACCGCUCCGGCAGGACUGCUCUGCACCACGCUGCACACAGCGGCCACGUGGAGAUGGUGAAUUUGCUCCUCAACAAAGGGGCCAACCUGAGUGCCAGCGAUAAGAAGGAGAGGCAGCCAAUCCACUGGGCCGCAUACCUCGGGCAUCUGCAGAUCGUGAAGCUUCUUGUGUCGCGGAGCGCGGACGCCAUGUGCAGGGACAAGCGCGGGUAUACCCCGCUCCACGCUGCAGCUGCCAGCGGCCAGAUUGAGGUGGUCAAGUACCUGCUGCGGCUGGGGUCAGAGAUUGAUGAGCCUAACGCCUUUGGGAACACAGCGCUCCACAUGGCGUGCUACACGGGCCAGGAGGCGGUGGCCAACGAGCUGGUGAACCGCGGUGCCAACGUCAACCAACCCAACCACCACGGUGGCACGCCGCUACACCUGGCCGCUGUCUCAACCAACGGGGCGCUCUGCCUCGAGCUGCUAGUCAACAACGGCGCUGACGUCAACAUGCAGAGUAAAGAAGGGAAGAGCCCUUUGCACAUGGCCGCUAUUCACGGGCGCUUCACCCGCUCCCAGAUCCUUAUCCAAAACGGUGGGGAUAUAGACUGUGUAGAUAAAUAUGGCAAUACUCCUCUUCACGUUGCUGCUAAGCACGGCCACGAGCUGCUGAUCAGCACCCUGAUGACUAACGGUGCUGACACAGCCAGGCAAGGGAUUCAUGGGAUGUUUUCGUUGCAUUUGGCUGUGCUCUACGGGUUUUCAGACUGUUGUCGCAAGUUACUCUCCUCAGGUCAGCUGUACAGCAUUGUAUCAUCUCUAAGCAACGAGUAUGUGCUGUCAGCCGGGUUUGACAUAAACACCCCAGACAGCCUGGGGAGGACCUGCCUGCACGCCGCUGCCUCUGGAGGAAACGUUGACUGUCUUAACUUGCUGUUGAGCAGUGGUGCCGACUUGAGUAAAAAGGACAAACUGGGAAAAGCUCCUUUGCACUACGCUGCUGCGAAUGGGAGCUACCGGUGCACGGUUGCCCUGGUGAGUGCUGGUGCCGAGGUGAAUGAGCUGGACCAGAAAGGCUGCAGCCCCCUGCACUACGCUGCCGCAUCGCAGACCUUCUGCCGAGUGGACAGACAUUACUCAGUCGGACACCAGAGUGAGGAGAGGGAAAAGGAGGACUUUUUUUGUUUGGAGUAUCUGCUGGAUAACGGGGCUGACCCGGCUCUGAGGAACACCAAGGGUUACAGCGCAGUCCACUACGCAGCAGCCCACGGAAACAAGCAGAACCUGGAGCUGCUCUUGGAGAUGUCGUACAACUGUCUGGGAGACGUGGAGAGCAGUGUUCCAGUUAGCCCUUUGCACUUAGCCGCGUAUAACGGUCACUGUGAGGCGUUGGGGGUGCUGUCUGAGACGCUGGUGAGUCUGGACGUUCGGGAUGCGGGGGGGCGCACCGCCCUAUACUUGGCGGCCCAGAAGGGACAUGCUCAGUGCUUGGAGGUCCUGCUGUCCCAUGGGGUCUCCUGCCACCUCAGGGAGCGCCGCAACAAGUGGACCCCACUCCAUGUCGCAGCUUCCAACGGCCAAACAGACUGUCUGCUCAUGUUGGUCAACCGAGGGGAGAAGGCUGACAUCAUCGACAUUGCCGACGUACAGGGACAAACGGCUCUGAUGCUGGCAGCUCUGGGCAGCCACACUGACUGUGUCCACAUCCUGCUGGAGAAGGGAGCCGGGGUCGACGCCGCCGACAAGCGAGGCCGCACUGCCCUACACAGAGCUGCGGUGAUGGGCAGUGAGGACUGUGUGUCGGCCCUGCUGGAGCAUGGUGCUUCGGCUCUGUGCAGGGAUUUCCGGGGGCGCACCCCCCUGCACCUGGCCGCCUCCUGCGGCCACAUGGAGCUCCUGCGCAGCCUGCUGCAGGGCGCCACACGCACCGACCCCCUCGACUCAAUGCUGGACUACAGUGGAUACACUCCCACCCACUGGGCCGCUUACCACGGGCACGAAGACUGUUUGGACGUUUUACUUGAACACAAACCUUUUAGUAUCCAGGAAGGAAACCCCUUCACCCCAUUGCACUGUGCUCUAAUAAAUGGCCAUGAUGGUGCUGCUGAACUACUGGUAGAGACGGUCGGACCUCAGAUGGUGAACAUCAAAGACGCCAAAGGAAGGACCCCGUUGCAUGCGGCUGCCUAUUCGGAGAGUGUUGGCGGGCUGCAGCUGGCCCUGGUCCAGGGGGCAGAGGUCAAUGCCGUGGACACCACAGGACGUUCCGCCCUGAUGAUUGCCGCCGACAACGGACGGACCGCAGCCGUCGAGAUCCUGCUGCACCAGGCCAAGGCAGACCUGACCCUGCUGGAUGUCAACGACAACACCGCCCUUCACCUGGCCUGCAGCAAGGCUCAUGAGAUGUGUGCCCUGUUAAUCCUGGGAAAGAUCAGCGACCCCUCACUCAUCAAUGCAACAAACAGUGCACUGCAAAUGCCCCUUCAUAUCGCAGCGAGGAACGGUCUGGCUACAGUGGUCCAGGUGCUCCUCAGCCAGGGGGCAGCUGUGAUGGCUAUAGAUGAGGAGGGCCACACCCCGGCCCUGGCCUGUGCCCCUAACAAGGACGUGGCGGACUGCCUGGCCCUGAUCCUCUCCACCAUGAAGCCUUUCCCUCCCAAAGACGCCAGCGCCGCCGCCUCCUUUGGCCUCAACCUGCUGAAGCACUGUGGCAUCGCCACCACCUGCGGGCCCCUGCCCAACGGCACCCUGCACCACACCUACGCCAAGGACCGCCACGGCACCGCCGGCCUGGACGGCUGCUUCACCGAGUGAAGCGAACCCCCAACCUGUUUCCCUCAGACCUCCCUACCCUGUCCCCUUAUAUCUUUAACUAGCCAGAUCUGCCCUCUUUAAUCCACUAUGAUCCGGGGGACCCCCCCCUUCUAACACACACAACAAGAGCAGGAAUAUACUUUGAAUUACAUGUGUGUAAGUGAGCGUGUGCGUUUGGAUGUGUGUGUGUUUGGAUGUGUGUGUCGGUAUAUGUGCGCGUGCAUUUGUCUGUGUGUUUAAAGAAAAACUAAAUCCCUUAUGGGUGCAGUCAAACCUAUAUGCAAUUAUUUGCCUCUCCUCUGUGGCAUAUCGUCUGUCGUCGCUAGCCUGGCCUUAGGUCAGACACCCUCUGUCCAGUGUCCAGGACAGAGCACGUCACUGAGUCCCUCUGAAUCGUACCGGCAGAGUUUCUGUAUCAUCAUGAAGUUAUCACGGUUUUGUUGAAUUAACAGAUUCACAAGCAUGUGUUAUAAGCUACGGUCUAAAUUAAUUCUAAAUGAAAUUUAAAUUAUUGUGAAUUUUUGAUAUUGCACUUCAACAACGAAUGAACUUACCUCGCAAAUCCCAGUGAAAGCGAUGACCUAGUAGGAGAACGGUGCCUGAAACUGGUGCAAUAUGCAGCAUGUGUGGGUAUUUCCAGUGCUGUGCCUCUCUCUGAAGACUAGAAUAAAACUGAAGUAGUAGAGCGAGGGAAAGAACGGGAGAGGGUGAUAGACCGUCGCUGGGUUUGACUGUACAGUUCUGGGUGAGUUGAGAGCUCUGCAGAGAAGCCCAUGGAUUUGAAAACAAGCGGUGACAAGCUGGUGUUGGCUCACCUCAAAGUCCAACAACAAGCACCUCCCACUUGCUAAGGCUGUCUGAGUGACCUCAUCCACCAUGUCCAGUAGAUGCCGGACUUUUGUUGGCUGGGUUUUUCUGCAUUAGCCCCCUCUCACUGAGUCCAUACUGAAGGGAGUCGUUGUGGGUCUUGCCUGAACCCCACUCCCGUUCGUCACUGUCGUAGAAUACUCUUGGUACCUUAAGGCGGUUCUAAGACGUUUCUGGAUAUUUAACAAUGUUGUGCCUAUGGAAUACUGAGAGACAACCACAACCCUUAACCUCACCUAGUUUAUACCAUCUGAUCUCCCACCUGAUUCCUGAUUUUUUUAAAAGAUUUUAAAAGAGAACAAUGCUAGUGGGACAUUUUUAAAGGAUGAAAUGUAGAUUUUAAGAGAAAUGGGUUUAGCACACAUACUGAACAGCAUAAGCUAUUUUUGUUGCUGUCGUAUAAACACUUGUUUACAUAAUGUAAAUGGUCGUCGUAUUUACUUGUGAAUCGACAGUCUAAUAUGUUUGCACAAUAAGGCCAUGCCUCCAGUAGGAAAAUAAAGAGCGAAGACGUGUUUUCAAUAUAGCUGCUAAAAUAUUGCUGCCUCUUCCAUGGAUUCUAUUCACGGUUUCUGUCAAUGCAGGUCUACAUUUGGUGUGUACAUUUUUUUUUCAUUAUUGGGAAGCAAUAUUCAAACAGACUUCAAAUUCUUUAGCAUUUUUUUUUUUCAUGCAGUUUGCUGUGUGGAAAGGUUCAUGUUUUUACCUCAACAUUGGGGAUGACUUCAAGUUUUCAAGAAAAUAAUUUGCACUACCUCCAAAGUUAAAGUAUUAUUUUUCAAAUGGAAUAGGUAGAAUGUUUAAAAAAAAUCAAAUUAUAUUCUUUCCAAACAGCCAUACUUGAAAAAAUGUCAGUAAUCCCAAUCGAACGGCAUGCGCUGUAAUCCUCACUUGUCACGUUGAUAGGCAUAGCAUUGGGAGUUGUCAAAAGUACAGCCAAAAACACAAAUGCAUUCCUUUUAAAUUUGAAUUAGGCACGUCUUGUACUUACCUCAAAGAUUUUAACAACGCAACUCGUUGACUCCUGUUUGGGCCACACUAUAGAUCCAUACAUUUUUGUUGAUCGCUCCUCUGCCGCCUUUUGCACAGUAGUUGAAUCAGUUUAGUUUUAAGGGUAAUCAGUUGAUUACGCUAUUUAUGAAGAUUGUUAGUUAUGUUCAUCUGAACAGAAUUCAAAAUGAUGUUCACUCCGUUUGUAAUUGUUUUCUUGAGAUUGUAAAGGUCCCCCCCCCCAAAAAAAUAAAAAUAAAUUACAAAAUCAAUCUUUAUCAGCAUUUGACCCUAGUCAAACAUUCAUAAAGUAAUUUGAAUAUUUAAAAGGAGAAAGUAUUUUUAAAUCCAUGGUGUACUGUAACAUUCUGCAUUAGCCUGCCUUGUAUCUGUAUUUUAUUUUACAUAUUACAUAAAUGUAGUUAGAUGGCAAAAUUGCACAAGUAGUGUUACUGUACCGAUGCAUAUCUUUUCUCUUAACAGUACACCAUAGUGACACAGUAUGGCUGACACAAAAACACACAUACUUAUAUUAUGUUGGUACGGUUAUGUAUGGACAGCUACUUUUUUUAUUUUUUGAGAUGACAAUCAGCAUCACAAGGGCUUUUUAUUUAUAAGUAAAUGCUUUUCGGAAGUUGUUUUUAAGAAGUGUCUUUCGGGAUUUUGUUUAUUUGAGUCAUUGAGGAUUUCUUUACACCCGUUUUGAAGUAUGUGUGCUCCCAUUUCUCUUCUGCGGCAACAAGAACACCAUGUUGAAAUGUCUGGUACAAAUACCUCCAUUGUGUUAUACACUGACAACCUUAACCCUCUUCCUCCGUUCCAUUGUUGUUUCUCUCUGGAUAUGCUUCAUUCCUAUUAUCAGUUGUCACCUAGAAUUGUUCUCUUUUGAAUGGAAUAUCCAAAUCAUUUUGCACAUCUCCUUAGAUGUACGUACUAUUCAUUAUAUUAAGAAAAAAAAAACAUUUGAUGCAUCAAUUUCUGAAUCAUAUUUCAGCCUGAGAUUCAUUGUCAGCUCCUGGUGCAUUCAAUCAUAGGGCUGGGAAGGAACUGUGUUUUAAAAAAGGAAAAGCUUAUCUUGCACCUAUUCAGAUGCCAGUAAUGUUAUUCCACAAGGUUUUUAAUGUCAAAGCCUUUUAAGAAAAAAUAAGAUGACAAAGUCAAUAUCCUUUACAUGAUGUAGGAAUAGCAAAUUCCAAAACCAGUGUCGUUGUUCCUCAUAUUUAUACUAAUAUGCUGAAAAAAUGAUUGUAUUAAGCUACCUGAAAUUUUUGUGGCAUUUUACAUAAGCCUUUUUAUAUGAUGUCAGAGAAGGUUUAGGCCCAGUUUGAUGAGGUGAGAUCACAUCGAAUAGUAAGCCAUUUAAUAAUGUUCUAGGGUGAAUUGCUAUGUUAAUUAUAAUUGUUGCGUUGAUUUAAAUGAGAAUAGGAACCUACUAGAUCCCUUUUUUUUCCUAUAUUGUGUAACGGUGUGACAUUUCAUUGACCGUGGAUUUGGUGUAGCCUACGGUUUUGUUGUCGUUAGGCUGGUUAGACAUGACAUUGAAAACCCCAAUCUCCCUUUUGGAAUAAGUUUUAAUGUGAAACUGAAUCCCUUACUGAUCAAUCGGAUGCCUAAAGACAUACAAGUAAAGAGUUAAAGGACUAAAUUCAUGAAGCCCCUUUCCUUCCCCUUUUAAAAAAAAGUUUUUAUUUCCUCCCUCCCAAUUUACCUAUUCUGUUUACACUGUGGGCAUAGAUUAACCUAGUAUUGUGAUCUUUGGGGCCAUAGAAUGUCGGAAAGCAUUUUAGAUUUUCAGUGAUGCAACAAAAACAACCAUUUUCACUCAGUCCUGACCCAAAGCACUUAUUUCAAGAAUAAGCACUUUUGUAUAUUUAAUAUCUCUAUAUGUGUAUUUAUGUAUACCGGUACAUACAGUAUGUUACCUAUGUAGAUAUAAACCACCUUCAGUGGAGAGAUGAGAGUACAUGAACUGGUGACUGAUCUUCACAAUCAUGUGUGAUGUGCUUGUGGGAGAGACACUGUUUAAUUGGAAGGGGCAUGUUUCUCUUUGGGGUUAGCAUAAGAGAGCAGUGAAAAGUCUAUGGUCACACCUUGGUGUGCACACGUGUGCAGCAAAAAAACAAACAUUUCAAAUGGAAAAUGAUACUUGCGCUGCCUUUCAUUGAGUUGCCAAAAAGCAGGGGAUGAAACUGAAAAACACUUGACUUUACCGAAAUUUGAGAUAUUACGUACAUUUGCAGACAUCUUAACUAAGCCAUAUUAGUCAAUUGCUGACAAAAACGUGAAUGUAUGGUCUAAAUUAUGGCAGGGGUUUUGGUUUUCUAGUAACUGACUCUUGCCGCACUGUUUAAGUUAAGUUCUAGAAAUUAUGGGAAAUAAAUGAAAAAUGAACUAAGGCAAAAUAAUCUUUACCUCUGCCUCCUCAUGCGUAGAUGUGGUAGGAUUGUGUUUCAUCUUUUGAUAUGAAGGGAUGGCUAACUCAUUUGUGCCAUUGAAGGGUAUUAUUGUUUUCUGCAGAUGGGUUAGCCUAAAAACAUGGUACAUCCAGCAUAUUAUAUGCCUUACGUUUAGCGGUACAAGCCUCACUCCAAUAUAAUCGUUUUGACUCUUAUAAAUAAUUUGGUGAAUGAUACUUUUAGUUCCUCUCUAGCUUUUGUUUUUCAACAAUGGGCACUAGUGCUAAUAGCCGAGCUAUCCCUCCUGUUAACCAUGGACUCACCAUGGACUGCCUUUACCUCUUAGAAAUUAUAUAUAGUUGUUUUGCUACUGUAUGUUUUGUUUGUAGUGCGUAGCCGAUUUUUACAUUUGGGAAUGUGUCCGUUUUUGUCUAUCAAAACAGUCGACCUUAAUAACUCCCCAUUCUGUUACCUAGACUCACAAGUGCCGUAGAAAUACCUGUUUGUCUAUGAAAAAAGGAAUUGUCUUUGAUUCUCAGUGGAGAUGGUAUUUGUGUGAUGCUCAGCACAAAGAGAGGAAUAAUGUUUGUUUUUUUAGGGGAUAAGAUUGUGCUUCAUCCUUUAUAAUUCAUCCUUUUUAUGAAGGUAGAAUUUUAAUUCUGGAUGGCAUCUAAUGAAUUUAACUAAUGUAUCAAUUAAACAGUUUUUGGUUGAUGUUUCACAUGCAACAUCUUAAAUGUUAUCAGUAUGGUAUGGAAAAGCAUCUGUGAAGAAUUAUUUGGUUGUAAAGGACGAUAAUACCUUACAAUGGCUCAAAUGGCAAAGAUGGACAACUUUCUCAAAAUGCUUCAGUUUGUAGGAAUGAGAGACGUGGGCGCUUUGGCCAGUGGAUGGAGUGAAAUAGAUAGCAUUAGAUAAUUGUGAAUGUGCAUGAUGGAAGACUGAUCAAGUCCAAAUUGUAUUUUGAAAAAGCAGUAUGGGUAGUAGGGUAGAAGAUGGUAAAAUUGCACAUAAGUAAUUAAGUCCGAGUACUGUAAACUGAGUUACAGGAGAAGUUGGGGAAAUAACUAUUAAAAACUUUGUAAGGAAGCAGAUUCAACACAUCUUCAUUUUUUAUUUUAUUUGUAUAGAUUAAGAGUAUUUAUGGAUUUUGGGCAACUGACAAAAUGUUGCCAUCAGAUAUGUGAGUGGAAAGUAGGGUCGCGUUAAAAUUGGAGAAUAGGAAGAACAUACACUAUUGGUCUAGUGGCCUAAUGUAGCUGCCUUUAUCUUGAUGAGACACUAUGGUCCUUCUAGUUAGAAAGCAUUCAUAUGGCAUCGAACACUUAUGUCAUGCUGAUUCAAUAAGCUCUAAAUUAGGUGUGGAAGGGAUAGAAGUUUGAAACAGAGCAUGUUGGUUUCUUUUAGUUAUGCCAGUGAUCACCAUGGUGAUGCUGUCCGUAACGUAGUCCUCUGGGAUAUCUUCCACUUACCUCUAGGACAUCGAUGUCCUUCAUUACUUGAAAAGUCAUUGGAUUAAGGCAAUAGCUAGGCAGUUACCUUUUUUUGUUGUUUUUAUUCCCAUUUGAAAGGAUUCUUUCAAAUCAAGAGGACACCGUGAACAUUUCCUCUUCUCCAAACAUAAUAUAAACGGCAGAAUUAGAGCUUUCUUUGUUAUUAGAAUUUGUUGAAAAUAAAUGGCUACAAUUUUCUCAAAGUAAGCAUGUAAAAUGCGGUACAUCAUAUUAAAUGGAUUAUACAAGAUUCAUUCAUCUCAUGAUGUUUCUAGUCAUAAAUGACAUUUGAUCACCAAAACAAACAUCAGAAUUAUGUCAUCUUCAAUGUCCAGAUUCAUGUGUGAAGCACACUAUUAAGUUCUUCCAUGAUUCCAACUUCUGCAUGUCUGUCCCAUCUCUAUGUAGACAAAAUGUUUCUUAGAGAAGAUAGCAUGUCUGAUCAUGUUAAGAUUCUUGAUUUUUAUAGCUUGUAGGCUAUGUUCAUGCCUUCAUUAUUCAUUUGUUUAUGUUGUACAACUACUACGCGGACAAUAUUUACAUGCUUAUUCAGUCGUAACAUCCAAAUUCUUGUUAAAAUUGAACCAAACUGUCGGUCCCACUUUUCUGCUAUUCGACCCUCAGGUUGUGUGGCCCAUGUUGUACUGUCUGAAAUUUGUCUGGUCCUAACUUGUUUGAUUACGUUUGUCACUCUUGUGCCUCUGAAAUUAGUUAAGGCUUAGUAACAUUUGUUCAAAACAAAGCAAACUGAUGUAUGGGUUGACUUUAUUCUCUAACAGUAUUUGGCUUCUUUGAAAUACUUCAGAGACGAUGUAGACCCGCCAAUAGCUUUAUUUUGUCUGUCUUCUCUUCCUCUUUAAGGACAGUUACUGAGUUGACCCUCCAAAUAGACUAUAGAGGGAUGCACUGGUGUUGUCUCCUUAGUGGAGAGUAAUGUCCACACUAUUUUUAUUGUAUGCCUUCAUGUAUUACUUGAUUAGCCGUUAUCAGACAUUGAACAGCUUACCUCAAGAUGUUAUGUCUCGCAAUGAUUUUUACCCAAACCAGUGCAUUUUAUUGAUGCAUUGGACCUCAUUGGAGAGUAAAUGUGAUACAUAUUAUGCAACUAUUUUUUUCUUUGAUUUGAUGGUCGUUUCAUGACUCGACUGCUCCUUGACAGCCACCCAUAGGAUGGGGCAAUGCAAGUAGGAAUCCUGGGUGGGGCAGUGGUCUAAGGCACUGCAUCGCAGGGCUAGAGGCAUCACUACAGACCUGGGUUCGAUCCUGGGUCUGUAUCACAAACUGCCAUGAUUGGAGUCCCAUAAGGCGGCGCACAAUUGGCCCAGCUUUGUCCGGGUUAGGCGAGGGUUUGGCCGGGGUAGGCCAUCAUUGUAAAAUAAGAAUUUGUUCUUAACUGACUUGCUUGGGUAAAUUUUAAAGGUUAAAUAAAAAGUUAAAUUAGGAUAUUGAAUCAUGUUUCCAUUAAAUAAAUGCUUCAAUAGGCAACCAAAGGAGAGAAAUGUCUUGGACCAUAAAGUAACUUAUUUAUGAGACUUCUGUGCAUUUCUAUAUAUAUAUACUGUAUUUCACAUGGCUGGUCAAAAUUGUUAUAGUUAAAGAAUGUUACCUUGUAAACUGCGAAACCCAGCUCCUCUAUGACCACCAAAUACAAUCCUGACUGACACUUUGUCGUGAUACAGACGGGCAUAAUAAACUGUCCUUACAAAACCAUUGAGUGAAUAGUUAAGUCCUUGGAGGGAAAAAAAUAUUUUACACAUCAGCAAAAUGGUCUUCCGUUCAUGCCAAUUGAAAGCCUUAUUGUUGAUAAGAGUGGAGGUCACACCUCCCAGAAACACAACUGCUCACAAUUACAGACCCGGUGAAGCCAGUGAGCCAUUGUUGUUCAUUCAAAACACAACAUGAUUCUAGUGCUUCCCAGUCUUAUCAUCCAUGUUGUGCACUGUGGCUUCAACUCCUCAAGCAAUUGUUAAUUGGUUGGAGAAAUAUACAAAGAAACACUCAUGCUGUUGUCAUAAAUCCAACCACCCUCUGGAUGUACAACUUGACUGUAGUUUCUUUUGCUCUCAUUUGAUUCUUGCCUUUGGCUUGCUUGCCAUAUUUGUCAAGGGACCUGAAAAAACACAUUGAAAUAGUGUUAAAUCCCAGUAGUGAUAAUACUGGAGUUAUAGUGUGAAUUCAUAAUAAAAGCAAUAUUGGCAAGUGCACUUUGUUGGGUGUUCUAAGCACAACAUCACUAAAAAUGCACUUCAGACAGAGUAGUGUGUAGAGAUUGUUGUUGAUUUACUUAACUAAAUGGUAUUGAAAUUAACAUGGUAAAUUAUUAUAAAGCAAGACUUAUAUUUGUGACAUUUGUAGUACCAUUUUAGCAGUAUGUUGAUUUGAUCAGGAUGUAGUUUUAGUUGGUGUCUGUACACCCCCCCCCUUAUACAAAAUGAACUGACUUAAGAUCGUCACAAAUAAAAGUUGUGGCUUAGGCAUUUUUAGGCUAGUUUUUAUGCAACCCCUUUAAUUGUGUGUGUGUGUAUUUUCCAAGAAUAGGUGGUGGAAGAAGAUUGUAUUUUGUGGAUAAGGAAGUCAGUGGAUUGCUAUGCCACAGAACUUAAUGUUUUGAUUACUUUUACAGUACAGUGAGUAGAAAUAGAGUUCUGUGUUUUAAGUGUGUUCGUGUGUGACGAUUUGGGCAGUUAGUUGUCAUGUCUUCAUUAGUGAGUAUGAGGUCAAGAGUGCGAUGGUAUUAUGAACCACUAUCAGCAAAAGGGCAAAGAAAAAGUGUGUAUUCAUUCCUGUCUAUUGUAUUUCUUUACCCACUUCCUGGUUUAUAAAUACCGUAAAGAAUAUAGUUUUUUCCUUCUAAUUAUUAACGUGAAAUACAUUUCCUUUGAAACACAAGUGAUGUAUGUAAGAUUCUGGUGCAAUGGCCUGUAAUAGUUUUUGGUUGACUCAUUUGAAAUGUUAUUGUUAAUUUGAGCAUAUUUGAAAAUAAAUUAGUACAGUAUCCUACGUGCAAUGUGGGGUAGACUAAUAUGCAUUAACAUACCUUUUGAAUGAAAUUUUAAAGCACUGGUGUAAUUGAAAGCUUGAGGUUGGUGGUUGGUAGUCCUUUGCUUUAACAGCCCUUGUUUUUACUUUGGUUCUGGAUAUAUUAGCGUCUUAUUCAGGAGGGCGUCUCGGUUUGACUCAGUCAUUGGACAUUGCUUUGUAUUAUGCUAGGAUUUGUUUACUCCAAUAGACCAGCCAAGCAAAAUGUAACACAAGCCCGGUCUAGGGGCUACAAUCUUGAAUUAUUAUGUGCUUUGACUGUCCAUAUUGCCUCUGCUAUAAUUUCAUUGGCUUCUUGUUUCGCUGCAAUUUUUUUUCACCAUAUUGGAAGUUUUGGGUUAAAGUUAGUAAUUGGUCAUAAAGUUGAACGUUAGGGACUAUUCGUGGUUAAAAUACCUGCCUAUCUGGUUUUAGUCCAUAGAAGGGAUAGAAUAUGCCAAACCGAUGUUGACUUCCCAUGUGACUUCAGCAUGAACUGUCGGUGAUCAUGAAAGUGUUAUUGUGCUUCAUUUAGGCCCAAAUAUGAAUUAGGAGGUGCAAAAUGAGCAAGUGGAAAUGCAUGAAAUGCUUUCUCUUUGGCACCUUUCAGUUUUGAAGUACUGCUGCCUGGUGAAGAGCUUGAGCAUGUCUGCAUUCAGUAUUUUCUAGAGCAUUCAGUAAACAUUUCUUUUAAGUUUUAUUAGCAUGAGAUUGUGAUUUUUGAAUCCAUAUUACCUCAAAUAUAUCAGUUACAAUUAAUACAUUUAAGUUAAAACAAAUGGUCUCACCUCAAAUGUCCAUGCUAUUUUGAAAGUUACUUUUACUGCUAAUGUAAUAUGAUCAUGUUUUAUUUUGCCUACCUCCUUGAUGCACAGCUACUCUUUGUCUCCUUAGCUCAUAACAACCUACAGUGAGCUACAAAAGUAGUGUGACAGUGACACAUUUGGGGGGGAACUAUGUACAAAAAGUGCUGUAAUUUUGAAACGGUUCACCCGAUAUAGAUCAAAAUACCCUAAAGGUAAAGCUGACAGUCUGCACUUUAACCUCAUAGUCAUUGUAUCAAAUCCAAAGUGCUGGAGUACCGAGCCAAAACGGUUUUCACUGUCCCAAUACUUUUGUAGCUCACUGUAUACUAGUGUCUGGAAAAUAUGAAAGCAUAUUUAUCACUUUUGAUCAAAGACAAAAAAAAAGUGAGCUUGAUUUUUUUGUGUGUGUGUGUACGUGCGCUUGUAACAUGGAAAGAAAAAUGAUAUCCCAACAACCACUGGAAUGUGAAGCCAAACUGUAUUUUGAUCGAAUGAAAUCUCUUUUAAGGUCUGUUGUAGCAUACAUGUGAACCUCGUCUCUGGUACAUGUUUUCUAUCCUUCAGAUACUUGUUGCAACAAGGUACUUUAUGAUUGUUUUUUUUUAAACCCCGUCCUGAAAGUAUCCACCAGGAAUCAUCCUGUUUUUCAUAGUAUGGUGGGUUUUUACUGUAAGUGUGUAAAUUGAGCCAUACGCCUAAAAGUCUAGUUUACAGCUGCAACUGUGUCUACAACUACCAGAGAUUAGGAGAACGUGUGUGCAUCUUAAUUACAAAAGCAACAUAACUAAAGCUGUUAUUGAAGUCAAAUUAUGGAGAUGUGUCGCAUGUGGUGUUUGUGUGAAGGGAAAUCGUAUUGCAUCCAGCCUUAAGCCUUCAAACGAAAAACAAAUCUAGACCUUAAUUUGUGAUCAUGCUACCACCACAACUCCCAUCACCUCUCCCAACCAACUGACCUUUGACUUUUUGACUGAAGCAUAGGUAUGUGAUAUACAGUAAUAGGGGUUAGAGAUCUAUUCCGUAAAAGACACACACACACAAAUACCCUUCCAACCCUAAACAAAUCUCCAACAUGUUCAUUAUUUUGACAUUGCAAUCCUUGAAAGCACUUUGCCUUGUUAUAUAAUUGUGUGCUACUGAAUGGUUAUUUCUUACAAAAUGUUCCGAAAAUGUAUAAAAUACAUGAUUUAAUGAUUUUAGUGAAACAGUGUAGUCUGCAUUGACCUUUCUGACAUUACAGGAGAAACUUAACAAACCACGGCAUUGAAACCUGAUCGAUUUUAUACAAUGUAUGCUACAGCAUUUGAGUCUUGUCAUUCAGUGUUGUGGCUUAGGAUUGGUUAUGUUUAAAUAAAUUGCUAUUGCUUAAUAUCUAUCUA
Messenger RNA from Oncorhynchus masou masou (cherry salmon), 14287 nucleotides. Its product is annotated as serine/threonine-protein phosphatase 6 regulatory ankyrin repeat subunit C-like. Lineage: Eukaryota; Metazoa; Chordata; Actinopteri; Salmoniformes; Salmonidae. Bases 138 to 3341 code for a protein of 1067 amino acids. Gene Ontology annotation, biological process: protein localization to ciliary inversin compartment. Gene Ontology annotation, molecular function: protein binding. The transcript has 28 exons. Gene Ontology annotation, cellular component: ciliary inversin compartment. The record is from RefSeq and is a predicted model, not a curated record.